UGUGAUUUUAGAUAAAGAGAAAAUGUAUUUAUUUUCUACAUGCAUGAAUUGAUAUUGUUGUCAUUUCAUAGUUUGAUAGCUUUCAUUUUGUUGUAAUUUCGUGUAUUGGCAACUAUAAAAAAGUGUAAUUAAUUUUUGUUUUUUUUUAAUCUAUUAGUUAUAAAUAAAUUUCCAAUAAUAUAUUUAAUGCAUCAGAACAAUUUAUUUUAAAUCAACAGGAAAAAUAUGCUUUCAUUGGAACGAAUUCCAGAUCAAAUUGGGCAUUUGAUUUUGACAGAGGAUGGUGCAGUGUUAACGUCUGGAGGUGAACUGGAAAAUGAUGAAAAAUUUGCAAAUAUUAUUGUAGGUUUAGUUACAUUAACUAAUAAAAUUGAUCCAAAAGCAUUUCCUAACAAUGAAGUUUUUGAUAAAAUAUCAAUAACAUAUCCAGAUCAUUGUUAUAUUAUCUGUCUUUCAAAUAAAAAGAUUCAUGUAGUGAAAAAAAGAUUGGUAUCCUCAACAACUGCAAUUGUUGAGCAACCUCUUAUCGAUGUAUAAAUAUUAUUUGUUUAUACAAGAAUAAAAUUAAAAUAUUAAGCAAUUUUUAUUAAAUAUAAUGAAUAUAAAUUUAAAAACUUAAGUGUAAAAAAAAAAUUUAAGUGUAAUAAUAAAAAUGUAAAAUAAACUUUUAAAUCCAUUAUAAACAAA
Apis mellifera (honey bee) is the source of this 687-nucleotide messenger RNA. RefSeq names its product ragulator complex protein LAMTOR4 homolog (gene Lamtor4). The transcript has 3 exons. Gene Ontology annotation, biological process: cellular response to amino acid stimulus; positive regulation of TOR signaling. Gene Ontology annotation, molecular function: guanyl-nucleotide exchange factor activity. The record is from RefSeq and is a predicted model, not a curated record. Lineage: Eukaryota; Metazoa; Arthropoda; Insecta; Hymenoptera; Apidae. Gene Ontology annotation, cellular component: lysosome; Ragulator complex. Bases 226 to 537 code for a protein of 103 amino acids.